Messenger RNA from Scaptodrosophila lebanonensis, 1065 nucleotides. Its product is annotated as zinc metalloproteinase nas-1. The record is from RefSeq and is a predicted model, not a curated record. Gene Ontology annotation, molecular function: zinc ion binding; metalloendopeptidase activity. The coding region runs from base 1 to 1065 and encodes 354 amino acids. NCBI's taxonomy places the organism in Eukaryota, Metazoa, Arthropoda, Insecta, Diptera, Drosophilidae. The transcript is spliced from 2 exons. Gene Ontology annotation, biological process: proteolysis.
AUGAUCCGCUUAAUAUUGGUGCUAACGUUUACCCUUGCAUUGGCCGAGGCUGUGCCCUUGAUAUCUUAUGAUGAUAUCGACGAUACGGAGGUCAUUGAGUUGCCUGACAAUGCCAUUGAUGCAGCUGAGGCGCCGGCCAGUAAGGAUAUCAUCGAUUUAAGCGCCUAUGGCAGUGCAUUGUUUGGUACGCCCGAUCAAGAGUUAACCGCGGCCCUCGUGGCCAAUUAUAGUGCCGAGAACGCGAUUAAUCCUGAGGAGCUGGGCACCUAUCUGGAAGGCGAUAUUCUUAUGCCUGGCCAGUACAUCAGGAAUGGACUCACCACGCAGAGCUCCCGUUGGCCCAAAGGUGUGGUGCCCUACGAGAUACGCGGAAAUUUCAAUUCCCGUGACAGGACCACCAUUGAGAAUGCCAUCGCCCAAUAUCACAGACGCACCUGCAUUCGUUUUGUGCCACGCAGCAUCGAGCGCGACUACAUCAGCAUUGUGAGUGGGAAUUCGGGCUGUUGGUCAUCGGUGGGACGUGUGGGCGGCAAGCAGGAGGUGAACCUUCAGUCUCCUGGAUGUUUGGGCAGACCAGGCACAGCCAUACACGAGCUGAUGCAUGCUCUGGGCUUUCUACACGAACAGAACCGCAUGGAACGCGAUGGCUUUGUCGCUAUUCAGUACCAGAAUGUGCAGCCAUCCGCAAAAAGCAAUUUCGACAAGGCGGCUCGCACCGAGGCCUUCGGAGUACCCUACGAUUAUGGCAGUGUGAUGCACUAUUCGGCUAAUGCCUUCUCCACCAACGGGCAGCCCACAAUUGUGGCUGUGAGAGCCGGUGGCAGUUCCAAAAUGGGUCAGCGUGAUGGCUUCUCCGAUUACGAUGUGGAAAAGCUGAACAAAAUGUACGAUUGCGGAUAUCAACCAACUCUACCUGGAGCUGUGGCACCAGUCCCAAUUCCUGCGCCUGCACCUGCACCCGCUCCUGUUGCAGGCAGCGGCAAUCCAAUUGUUGAAAGCUUCCUCGGUGGCCUCAUCAGCGGCCUGGGCCUAGGCGACGAGAAUGAGAACAAACCUAGCCAGUAG